This is a messenger RNA of Mytilinidion resinicola, 3073 nucleotides long. RefSeq names its product vacuolar protein sorting-associated protein 35. The coding region runs from base 31 to 2643 and encodes 870 amino acids. Lineage: Eukaryota; Fungi; Ascomycota; Dothideomycetes; Mytilinidiales; Mytilinidiaceae. The transcript has 6 exons. Gene Ontology annotation, biological process: retrograde transport, endosome to Golgi; intracellular protein transport. The record is from RefSeq and is a predicted model, not a curated record. Gene Ontology annotation, cellular component: retromer, cargo-selective complex; retromer complex; late endosome.
ACCACCCCUUCAACUACUUUCACUGCAACAAUGGCGUCGCCGCCGCCGGUAGAAGAUCAGGCCCGCCUGCUUGAGGAUGCGCUGGCCGUGGUGCGCCAACAGACUAUGCUCAUGCGGCGGUGCCUGGAGACACCGGGCAAGUUGAUGGAUGCCCUCAAAUGCAGCUCGACUCUAGUUUCAGAAUUACGAACGAGCAGUCUGGGCCCGAAGCAGUACUACGAGCUCUACAUGGCCGUCUUCGAUGCGCUCCGCCACCUCUCCGUAUAUCUCCGGGAUAAUCACCCUGUUAACCACCUCGCCGACCUUUACGAGCUGGUCCAGUAUGCUGGAAAUAUCAUACCCCGAUUGUAUCUCAUGAUUACGGUCGGGACCGUCUAUAUGGCUAUUGAGGAUGCGCCAGUCAAGGAGAUCAUGAAAGACAUGAUGGAGAUGAGCCGCGGCGUUCAACAUCCCAUUCGUGGUCUCUUCCUACGAUACUAUCUCGCUGGGCAAGCGCGUGACCAUCUGCCUACGGGGACAGGCGACGGACCGGAGGGGAACCUACAGGACUCAAUCAGCUUCAUCCUGACCAACUUUGUCGAGAUGAACAAGCUUUGGGUACGGCUCCAGCACCAAGGGCACUCUAGGGAGCGGGAACAACGGACAAAGGAGAGACAGGAGUUGCAACUGCUUGUAGGGAGUAAUCUCGUCAGACUGAGCCAGCUUGUCGAUCUGGAGAAUUACAAGAAGAUCCUGAAUCCAUUGCUAGAGCAAGUCGUGCAGUGUAGGGAUGUGCUUGCACAGGAGUACCUCCUAGAAGUUGUAACACAGGUUUUCCCGGACGAAUAUCACCUUCAUACCCUCGACCAAUUCCUCUCUGCCACCGCUCGAUUGAACCCUCACGUGAACGUCAAGGACAUCGUCAUUGGGCUCAUGGACCGAUUAUCCGCAUAUGCGCUGCGAGAGUCGGAAUCGGAGUCGCCUGAACAACGGACCAAAACAGAAGAAGAGGCCGUGAGCGCUUUGUUCGAGCGGUUACGGAUAGCCAAGGAACAGAAAGAAGCGGAACCCCCGAAGCAACAAAAUGGGGAGAUCUCAGAGCCCACGGAAGAUGGAGAAGAAGCGUCACGAGCGUCGUCUAUAACGGCUGUUGCUCCCGCUUCUGAGGCCGAUACUACAACAGCAGAGAGCGACGAGAAGAAGUCUCGGGGCAUACCAGACAGUGUCAGGCUGUUUGAAAUAUUCCACGAGCAGGUGGCUAGCCUGGUGAAGAUGCAACGGCUACCUAUACAGGAUACUAUCUCGCUCCUAGUAUCACUAGCGAAUCUCUCUCUGAACAUCUACCCAGAUCGCCUCGACUACGUGGAUCAAGUCCUUUCGUUUGCCAACGAAAAGGUUGCUCAAUUCGCCAACAGCGCCGAUCUACACUCUCAAGCGACUCAAAGUCAAAUUCUCAAUCUCCUGCUCGCCCCCAUAAAGACCUACAUAUCACUGUUUACUGCGCUCGCACUUCCGAGUUUCAUACCACUUCUACAUUCUCAACCCUAUCCCACGCGACGAGCUGUGGCUGGCGAAGUUGCACGAAGUCUGCUGAGAAAUCAAACGCCCAUCACUUCAGUCGAGAACCUCGAGAGCGUACUGGAGAUUCUAAAGGUCCUAAUAAAAGAAGGCAUCCAACAAGCGUCGGGAUAUCCGGGCGGCCCAAUACAGAGAAAAGCCACGGAGACAGACGAGACCAUAGAAGAGCAGGGAUGGCUUGCACGCAUCACCCACCUAAUAAAAGGCCCGGACAACGACACUCAAUUCAAACUCUUGCAAACCGCCCGUAAGUCUUUCGCCGACGGCAACGAGCGCGUCAAAUUCACAACUCCGGCACUUGCCACCGCAUCGCUCAAACUCGCACGUUCCCUCAAACGCCGAGAGCACCUGGACGACAGUUGGUCCUCCACCACUUCAGCCCUGUACAAAUUCCUCCAUUCCACCCUCAGCGCACUAUACACGCGUGUACCCGCGUCGGCAGACCUCUCUCUCCGGCUUUUCACUGCCUGUGGCCAGAUCGCCGACCAAACCGGUCAUGAGGAAGUUGCAUACGAGUUUUUCGCACAGGCAUUCACCAUUUACGAGGAGGCCAUUUCGGAUAGCAGAGCACAGUUCCAGGCUGUGUGCGUCAUUGCAGGCGCACUACACGAAACAAGAGGCUUCGGAAAGGAGAACUACGACACCCUCAUUACCAAGGCCGCUCUCCAUGGAAGCAAGCUGCUCAAGAAGCCCGACCAGUGUCGUGCUGUUUACUUGGCGAGCCAUCUAUGGUGGGCCACCGAGAUCCGGGGGAGAGGAGAGGAAGAUCCAAAGACAUUGUACCGGGACGGUAAACGAGUCCUUGAGUGUCUCCAACGCGCUCUUCGCGUCGCAGAUGCAUGUAUGGACGCCGCUGUUUCUGUGGAGCUGUUUGUCGAGAUUUUAAACCGCUAUGUCUAUUACUUUGAUCAAGAAAACGAGGCUGUGACGACAAAGUACCUAAACGGCCUCAUCGAACUGAUCCACUCGAACCUCUCCUCAAAUGAGUCAACGUCAUCCGUCGAAAACCCCAAAAAGCAUUUCCAGCGCACACUGGACUACAUUGCGAGCCGGGAGUACGAGGGCGUCGUGACGGCGGCGAAGUGAGACUCUGCUGAAUUAGCGUGUUGCAUGGAGGUGAAGAGGCAAUGUGAUUCCUGGUGCUGUUGUCUCUCUGUACUCAUAGAACUAUGCUCGGCCGGGCGAGGCUGGCCGGAGGAGUGUAGCGAAGCGAAGCGGGAUAAGUUGUAUGUAUUGGAAAUAUUUAUUAAGUCCCGCAUCUUGUGCUCCCGUUGUAUGCGAGGUGCCGUUGUGAUUCCGUAAGAGUCACGCUUCAUUAAAGAGUCCCAGUCACCAGUAAAAAUGCGGGGUCUUUGAAUACGUGAGAGCUGUCACUUUUUACAACUGUGUGCUGAUGUAAUGCAUACAUAAAGCUCUGUCUCUGAAGACACUCGUACGUGGGUAUGUUGGUGGAUAGCAAGGUCCAUACUUUUGUUUUUUCCGACUCAGGAGACGGCGGGGAAUGCUGCUGGAAGUC